Messenger RNA from Monopterus albus (swamp eel), 4168 nucleotides. RefSeq names its product NACC family member 2 (gene nacc2). The record is from RefSeq and is a predicted model, not a curated record. NCBI's taxonomy places the organism in Eukaryota, Metazoa, Chordata, Actinopteri, Synbranchiformes, Synbranchidae. Gene Ontology annotation, molecular function: DNA-binding transcription factor activity, RNA polymerase II-specific; RNA polymerase II cis-regulatory region sequence-specific DNA binding; protein binding. Gene Ontology annotation, biological process: regulation of transcription by RNA polymerase II.
UGAACGUGUGAGAUAACCACACGUACAUUUGUUUGGGGGGGAGCACAAGGCACUCCUAUCCUAGUUGUAGCUCAGGUUAGAUGAUGCCUUUUCAAAUAACACAUUACGCGCAGCGUUGCUUAAUUGCAGGCUAACUGUUUGUGUGGGGUUUAUUGUACCUAGAGAGCAGUAGUCUGCACCUUUAAGCCUACAGAGUGCACCGAGUUCAUGUGUCCGUAAAGGCGCACGAUAUGACCGAAGACUGCUGACAGUCCGUUUGCCUCGCAGCCUACAGUUGGACGGUGUGCAUACAGUAACCUGGCUGGUCCCGACAAAAUGUCUGUGUCUUUAAAAAGAACUCUUUACUGACUGGUGCAUGAUGUCAGGCUGCAUGCAGUCCGUAUAGUGUUCAUGUGAACGGCGUUCACUUCCUGCAAAGGGACAGGAGCGGGGAGAGAGAAAGAGAGUGGGACAGAGAGAUGGGGGACGAGCGGUAAAGAUAGGACUAGAGUGAUAAAGUGAGCCAGCGGACGAGGGGAGACUCGGGCCUGCUUUUCUGACACCACGCAAACUUUACAGGUUAUCCGAAGAGAAACCCUGCCACAUCUGCGCCAGCUGACAGCCGCAGUUUAUGGAAUAGCGACAUAUCGGAUGCCUCUCUCACUGGCAGAGUCUGCAUUGAAUGUUUGAAACUCCAUCUUCCUCUUCCUCUGUGGCCAAUAUGUCCCAGCUGCUCCAUGUGGAGAUCCCAAACUUUGGAGCCACAGUUCUGGGCUCCCUUAAUGAGCAGCGCCUGCUGGGACACUACUGCGAUGUAUCCAUCUUGGUCAAAGGUCAGGCAUUCAAAGCUCACCGGGCCGUUUUGGCUGCCAGCAGCCUCUACUUUCGUGACCUCUUCAGUAGCUCCACCAAGACCCAGUUUGAGUUGCCCUCCUCAGUCACACCUGCUUGCUUUGAACAGAUCCUCACUUUCUGCUAUACAGGGAAGCUAACAAUGGCAGCUAGUGAACAGCUGGUGGUCAUGUACACAGCUGGCUACCUCCAAAUUCAGCAUAUAGUUGAAAGAGGCAUGGACCUUAUGUUCAAAGCAAACUCACCUCACUGUGACUCGCAAACAGCAGGGACCUCAGAGGAAACAGGAUCUGAGCCACAGAGCCCUUGUAAUAAUGGCAACGGCUUGGCCGUGGCCACCCUUUUGGGAACCCCAGGGUGGUCUCCAUCCCUUCUAAUGCCACAGCGUAAAAUUAAACUAGAAGGGGGUGACCCAACACCCCUGACAAUACCCUCGACACAAAGCAAGAUAUCAUCUUCAGAGCUGGGGAGUCGGCUGCUGUUCUACACAACGGCAGGAGGGGCCCCCAUCCCUGGUUUGCCUCCUUACCACCUUCAAGGGGCCAGUGGAGGUGGAACAGGAGGAGGAGCUGGAGCAGAAAGGUCCAGUCCUGGAGCAUCCAGUCUGCCCACCACUGACAGUCCUACAUCCUACCAGAACGAGGAUGAGGAGUUUGAGGAAGAGCCUUAUGAUGGGAUCACUGAGGAUGCCUACAGUCAUCUCUAUGGCCGUUCAGCUAACCCCUACGGGAUCCAGGACAAGCCAGAGAUGGCGACGGUGCCCUUGGCCUUGGAGAACCGCAACUGUGUGCUGAUCCGCAGAGACCUGGUGGCGCUGCCUGCAAGCCUCAUCAGCCAGAUAGGCUACCGCUGCCACCCUAAACUCUACACUGAGGGAGACCCUGGGGAGAAGCUGGAACUGGUAGCUGGUACACAGGUGUUCAUGACUCGAGGUCAGCUGAUGAAUUGUCAUUUAUGUGCUGGUAUCAAACACAAAGUGUUGCUCCGCCGUCUGCUGGCCACAUUCUUUGAUAGAAACACUUUAGCCAAUAGCUGUGGGACAGGUAUCCGUUCUUCUACUAGUGACCCCAGUAGGAAACCCCUGGACAGCAGGGUCCUCAACGCUGUCAAACUCUACUGUCAAAAUUUCAACCCUAACUUCAAGGAGAGUGAAAUGAAUGUGAUUGCUGCUGACAUGUGCACAAAUGCCAGGCGUGUCCGGAAGCGAUGGCUGCCCAAGAUCAAGUCCAUGCUGCCUGAUGGCAUGGAGGUGUACCGUGCAGGAAUGGGCAUGGGUGCUACUGUGGGCCUUGGCCUGGCACUGGGUGCCUCACAGCCAGGGGUAUCCCUCCCCUUUGAGCCUGACUUCAAAGCCCUAGAGCAAAGGUUGUAUCCAGAACGCAAGGACCCUCUCAGGACUCACGCGCCACUGGCCGAGGGCAGCCCCGGGUCUGUGGCUGGAGCAGAGGCUGAAGGUGAAGGUGAAGGGGUCACCCAGGAGGAACAGGAGGAAGAUGAUGACGAAGCUGGGUUAGAAGGUGUCAGCGGAUCACUGGGGGUGCCAGCUCUGAUCCCAGGAGCUGAGCCAGGCAACUGUGGUGACACACCGCCUGAGCAAGAAAUGGAAAGUUUUGGACAAGGCCUGACGGUGAAUGGGCAGUGAAUGUCCUUGUGGGCUGCCUCACACAUUGUGAAAUCUGUUUAACAUAGCAUUUUCUUUGGCUUGCUCUCUUACUCUAACAUCUCGUCCACCACUCUUUCUUCUUCUCUUCUCUGUGCUUCCUCAACAAGAAUUAUUCAGCCACCUCGUCAACAUUACUAUACAGGAAUUUGUCACACAUGCAUGCACAUGUAUGCUUGUGUACACACAUACUUACUGAUAGUGGAAGUAGACACAGGCAUGGCAUUACCCCACUGAGAAAAUGUAUUAUCUCUGCUCCUCCCUUUUCAUCAUAUAUUCAGUAUUUACUCAGAAUUUCGGCACCCGCAGCAAUAUUACAAAGGCCUUAUAGCAGAAAAAUAGCUGUAAUAAUCGUUUCAGUGCAACAUAAAAGCAACAGUUGCUUUUCUGGCAGUUUAUGGAGUGUGAUAUAAUGGUCUGUAAAAUUAUAAUAUUUUCUUGGAAUGCUGCAUCUAAAAAGAAUCCCUGUAACCUUGGGAAAAACUGUCAGAAAAACAAAACUCACUAUAAAGGCUGAGUAUUUUUCUGUGUUUGACCACGUUACAUCAUAUUGUUGUAUGAUAAGUAUGUGGCAAUAUAUAUAUAUAUAUAUAUCAAAGAUUGUUUUAUAAUUAAAGAUCAAGUACUGUAAUAAUACCAUUAAACAGAACAAGUUUAUUUUAUAUUACUGUAAAUCAGCAUGAUAAAUAAAGAUGAUGAAAGAUUUUUCUGUGAAAGCUAAAGACGUUUUCAAAAUCUAGCAAAGAAUCUAUCACAUGGAGUUGUUUUUCAUGCACAUUUGGCCAUGACAUACUUGAUUAGAUUAUCAAUGUGAUGCCUGUGUCUGCUCCAGACCGCCCUUCCCAGCCACACACACACACACACACAAGUUCGAACGUAUCCCACCUCGUGAUACUAGCCUUUAAUAUUGCACCAAUGCAUUAAAAUACAUUGUCCAAAAAAUGUAAGUGCUUUUUAACUUUGACAUAUAAUUCUGUUUUGAAGAUGUAGAGAGAGACAUAAACAAGAACAUGCACUAAAAUCUAAGCUUGCAUGCAUGCAUACAGACAAUGGAAAGAGAGAAUUAUUGAAAACAACAAACUCGCAAACCUGCAUCUAAAUAAGAAAACAGCUACUGUUGCCGUGAUAUAUGCCAUUAAUAUGCAAAAUAACUUUCUUUCUGGGGUCAGACCUCAGUCUGACACAUGUAAGAACUGACUUGGGUCUCACCCAAGAUUGACUGCAUUGUUGACAGUAUUGUUUGGAAUUUCCUUUUUUUUUUAACUGCAGAGUGUGCUGUCACCACGGGUACAGAAAACUGACUGUAUGGAGUAGUAAGAAGAAGUUCACUACAGUGAGUGGUAGAGGAAAAUAUAAAAUAUGCCACAUAGGCUACAUAGUCCUGCUCUGCUUCCAUCCUUUUUUUCCCCUGGGGUAUUGGGGGUAAAUUAUUAAAUACAUUUUAAAAGAGCUAUUUCUGGCGGCUUAUUGCACUUGCACUGAAAAAAGGUUAAAGAGUGGGAAAACAAGGAGUCUGGCAAAAUGUGACUGUAUUAAAAACUGAAAAAUUCCUCCACAUCACCCUGAAUAUUUAUUUGAGUCGGGUAUGGUGGAUUUUCAAAGAAACAAGUGGUUUUUCUGAUAAUGUCAAACAGUGAUUUAAAGCUGCAUUUGUCAUUUUCUUUUUUAAUAUCUGCU